ACAAUCCGGCGGCAAAGAUCCUGGUGGAGAUGAGUCGCUUCCAGAACGACGAGGUUGGCGGUGGAACGACUUCCGUGACGGUGUUGGCUUCAGAGUUGCUGCGCGAGGCGGAAAAGUUGAUCGAGAAAAAGUUGCACCCGCAGACGAUUAUCGCCGGGUGGAGAGCGGCCACGCAGGCUUCACAUUCGGCGCUGAUUGGCGUGGCUCAGGACAAUUCUAAGGAUGCGGAAAAGUUCCGAGAGGAUUUGAUGAACAUUUCCAAGUUGGCCGUCGAUGCCGUGAUGCGGUUGAAAUGAUCCGGGAAAUAGACCGGCGGUUGCUUGGAGGAUUCGUUCCUGGACAAGGGUUUCCUGCUGGACAAGAAGCAUCAAGAACGCAAAGAUCUUGAUCGCCAACACGCCGAUGGUCACGGUCAAGAUCAAGGUUUUAGGAUCGAGCAUCAAGAUGAGGUCGCCAAAAAGAAGAAGAUGAAGGACAAGGUGACGACCAGGACGGUUCGUCUCGGCCGUUGCGAUCUGUACCGUCGUAAUCCGUGGGGCAACCCAGCAGAUCAUCGACGAAGCGGAUCUUUGGCUGCAUGACGCCUUUCGCGUGCUGGCCGCGGAAACGUCCGGUAAUGAAUCGAUGGCUAUGGAAGCGUUCGGUGGCGCUCUGCUCUAGCUGCCGACGCCGAUCGCCGACAACGAAGAGUACGACUCCGUUUGUAAUGCUCAGCUAAACGAAGAGUGCACGUGUAAUCCACGUGACCAUCGAAGAACGAUGCAGCGAUGGCAGGACCUGGGAAUAGUUCGGGUGCAAAACGGCGCUCAAAACCAAAAAAAAAAUCUGCCGCGAUCAAGAAGCCGCUGAUGCCUACUAAUUCCAGGAUGAAGAUCGAGCGCUGCAAAAGACGCUCUCGCAGAUCCGCAGCAUAAUGAACACACUGGACAGCCGGAUCAUGCUGCUGGAGGUGCUGACGAAACAACGAUUGUUUCUAUUAAGAUGAGCAAAACUACUAGUCAGAUGAGUUUUAGAUAUAGUUAGAAUACUUUAUUCACAUGAACUGUAAUAGAGACUUUAAUACUACUUAUAAAUAUAUUUAAAGUAACACUUUUUUAAACGAAA
Culex quinquefasciatus (southern house mosquito) is the source of this 1104-nucleotide messenger RNA. Its product is annotated as T-complex protein 1 subunit beta-like. Gene Ontology annotation, biological process: protein folding. Gene Ontology annotation, cellular component: chaperonin-containing T-complex. Gene Ontology annotation, molecular function: ATP binding; ATP-dependent protein folding chaperone. The transcript is spliced from 2 exons. NCBI's taxonomy places the organism in Eukaryota, Metazoa, Arthropoda, Insecta, Diptera, Culicidae. The coding region runs from base 30 to 296 and encodes 88 amino acids. The record is from RefSeq and is a predicted model, not a curated record.